Messenger RNA from Rhincodon typus (whale shark), 2216 nucleotides. It is a transcript of the gene slc5a6a, whose product is annotated as solute carrier family 5 member 6a. NCBI's taxonomy places the organism in Eukaryota, Metazoa, Chordata, Chondrichthyes, Orectolobiformes, Rhincodontidae. Gene Ontology annotation, cellular component: membrane. Bases 1 to 1527 code for a protein of 508 amino acids. Gene Ontology annotation, molecular function: sodium-dependent multivitamin transmembrane transporter activity. The record is from RefSeq and is a predicted model, not a curated record. Gene Ontology annotation, biological process: sodium ion transport; biotin transport; pantothenate transmembrane transport. The transcript is spliced from 14 exons.
AUGGCAAUGGGAAUUCCUAUAACAUACACCUUCCAGAAGGUGAUUUACAUGGGUGUUGUGCUCUAUGCACCUGCACUGGCAUUGAAUGCAGUGACUGGCUUCGAUUUGUGGGGAGCAGUGUUAACCAUGGGGUUAGUUUGCACACUGUACACAGCACUGGGUGGACUGAAGGCUGUAAUCUGGACAGAUGUGUUUCAGACACUGGUGAUGUUUUCUGGGCAGCUGGCUGUUAUCAUCAUUGGGACAAAGGAGGCAGGAGGAAUCAGUGAAGUGUGGCGAAUUGCCAAAAACAACGGCAAGAUCUCAGGAAUUGACCUGAAUCCUAACCCCUUUGAGCGUCACACUUUCUGGACUCUGAGCUUUGGCGGUGUGUUCAUGAUGCUGGCACUUUACGGGGUGAACCAAGCGCAAGUCCAACGCUACCUCAGCUCACGGACGGAGCAGCAAGCGAUAUUGUCGUGCUAUGUGGUGUUUCCGUGCCAACAGUUAGUUCUGGCUAUGGGAUGCAUUUUGGGCCUUGUUAUGUAUGCUCGCUAUGGAGAAAAUGGCCCCUUACAGCAGGGUUAUGUCAACGCCCCUGAUCAGAUGGUUCUUUACUUUGUCAUGGACAUUCUUCAGCAUUAUCCUGGCUUACCUGGACUCUUCAUUGCCUGCCUGUUCAGCGGAGCACUCAGCACAAUAUCGUCUGCAUUCAAUUCGCUAGCUGCUGUCACCAUGACAGACCUGGUGAAACCUCAGUAUCCACACAUGACAGAGGCUCGAGCCACACUGAUAUCCAAGUGUCUCGCACUGGGCUAUGGGUUGCUGUGUAUCGGAAUGGCAUACGUCGCGUCGCUGAUGGGCUCAGUGCUCCAGGCAGCGUUGAGUAUUUUUGGGAUGGUUGGUGGUCCACUGCUUGGAAUCUUUUGCCUAGGAAUGUUUUUCCCCAUGGCCAACUCUACGGGUGCAAUCACUGGACUGGUAGCAGGAUUGAUAAUGGCAUUCUGGAUUGGAAUUGGCAGUUUUAUCUCCAAACGUGCACCUCUUUCAUUCGUCAAUGCGACCACAAUCCAGAAUAUUAGCACUGCCUUGACAACUAACACCAUGACAACUGUCAACCUGACGACAGUAGCGCCGAACAAUAGCCUCACAGGACUGAAGAAGUUCUACUCUCUCUCCUACCUGUGGUACAGUGGACACAAUGCAGCCACCGUAGUUAUUGUGGGACUGCUGGUCAGUUUCUUAACAGGCCCAGUGAAAGGAGAAGAUGUGAACCCGUCAACGGUUGUUCCAGUUCUGCGUUAUCUGCUCUUUUUCCUGCCAGAACGAUGCAAGGAGAAGCUGAGUUGUGGAGUCCGCUAUCAUCCUGCAGGCAAUGAACCCAGCUUGCAGCAUUCUCUCAUGCCAACCAAAGAGCCAAACGGGAUGAUAAAUAAUGACGUGAUGAGGGGAGAAGAGAAGCAGGAGUUUGGAGCUGAACCGCCAAAGGAAAUGGAAAUCAGGAAAGGGGAUCAGGCGGCAGAGGUCCUGCAAGAGACAUCUUUGUGAGGGUGGAUCCUGAACGGUUAUAUACUCCAUGGGUCAAUGAUGCUGGGAUAUCGCCUGGGAGAGUGAAAUAGUUGUACCAGUUUUUAACCAAGGAAAGCCCACAGCAUAUUAACGUAACCCAUACUUCGUGGAUAGUUGAUGAUCUUGUCAUGCUGUGGUUUGCCUUUGCUACAGUUUGGAGCAUACAUGGGACUAGCCGACUCAUAAAUGGGAAGCAGGCGGUCAGAGAAAGGGGGCUAACUAAUUAACCAUUUACCAAGAUGUCUGUCGGAUUGACAGGCGGUGCCAUGGAUUCCACCCCAAUAGGUAAAUGUUGACUGCAGACCCUUUGUUGACACAUUGCUAUUUUCUGAUGGGAGCCAGUUUAUUCUUCACCAGGUCCGCCAUAUCUCAGCAGUUAGCUUAAAGCUGGCACUUAAGCCAAUUUCGGUUUAGACUCAGGGUCUGGGUGGGCGGAGAAGUGGCCGGGGCAAAUCAGAAGUUUUAAUUCCUCAGGUCUUGGGCUACAUGUUGGGUGAAGUUUUCUUUUGGAGAGAAAGCAGAGUUAAUGUUUAACCCCCAGUCAUUAACAGUACUUUCUCUUUAGUGUUUUAAUGUAAAUCUGUAGUUCGGAUUGCGGUUGGAGUUGUUGGUUGGUUCGCCAAGCUGACUGGUUUCCAUGCAAUCAUUUCAUCUCCCUUCUAGGUGAC